UGGCCAACAAAAAUUGACACUGAAGGCCUAUCUAUAGAAACAUUUUUUCACAAUAUUUUCUUGAAAAUCCAACCGAGAUCAACCUCGUUGAUUCCUUUUCCCCAGAAUCGAAUUUGCUGAUCACAUAUUAGAUUCCUCACCACAAAACAUUUUUCUUUAUUUUCUAUAUUGGAUUGUCCCAGUUAGAAAACUGAGGUUUAAGAAGAAGAUAUGUUUUCUCUCCCGAGUUUCUAUGAACUCGGGACCUGUUCGGAUUCAUACGAUGUUGUCGGAAUGCUGAGUUCCCCGACAAACUCCGACAAUCCAAACCUCAGCCCAAGAUCCAUGGCCGAAGCCAAAGCCGUCGCCGCCAGCAUCAGCCACAAGGAAGCCGAGCGCCGCCGCCGCAAGCGCAUUAACGGCCACAUCGCCACCCUCAAAUCCAUCCUCCCCAACACUAUCAAGACAGACAAGGCCUCCCUUCUGGGAGAAGCCGUGCGGCGCGUGAAGGAGCUGAAGAAGACGGCGGCAGCGCAAGAGGAUUACCCGAGCGAGGCGGACGAGCUGAAGCUGUCGCAAUGCGAGAGCACGGGGCUGGUAAAGGCGGCAUUGUCGUGCGACGACAGGCCGGAGAUAAUCGUGGACAUGAUACAAGCGCUGAAGGCGGCCGAGGCGAAGGUGGUGAGGGCGGAGAUGGCGACCGUAGGAGGGCGGACGAAGAGCGUGCUGUGGGUGAGAGUCGGGGCCCAAAACGACGCCGGAUUAGGGGGGUUGAGGAGGGCGCUGAAAAUGGUCAUGGACAAGUCGACGAGUUCGGAGCAGUGUUUGCCGGGGAGCAAACGCCCACGUUACUAUCAUUUGUGAAGUUUUGUUCCUUUUUCGAAGGGACCACGGCUUGGACAUGUUGCUAUCAUGGAUUUGAACCAACAUCCUAUUCCUAUACAAAACAAUUCUGCUUUCUCUUUU
Salvia hispanica is the source of this 945-nucleotide messenger RNA. RefSeq names its product transcription factor bHLH131-like protein. NCBI's taxonomy places the organism in Eukaryota, Viridiplantae, Streptophyta, Magnoliopsida, Lamiales, Lamiaceae. The record is from RefSeq and is a predicted model, not a curated record. Gene Ontology annotation, biological process: regulation of DNA-templated transcription. Gene Ontology annotation, molecular function: protein dimerization activity; DNA-binding transcription factor activity.